Messenger RNA from Wallemia mellicola CBS 633.66, 682 nucleotides. RefSeq names its product V-type ATPase. Bases 1 to 492 code for a protein of 163 amino acids. Gene Ontology annotation, biological process: proton transmembrane transport. Gene Ontology annotation, cellular component: proton-transporting V-type ATPase, V0 domain. The transcript has 9 exons. The record is from RefSeq and is a predicted model, not a curated record. Gene Ontology annotation, molecular function: proton-transporting ATPase activity, rotational mechanism. Lineage: Eukaryota; Fungi; Basidiomycota; Wallemiomycetes; Wallemiales; Wallemiaceae.
AUGUCAGACCAAUGUCCAGUUUUCGCACACUUUCUGGGUUUCGGUGGUGUAGCAUCAGCUAUGAUCUUAUCGACAAUCGGUGCUGCAUACGGCACAGCUAAAUCAGGCGUCGGUAUCUCUGGUUUGGCUACAUUUAAACCUGAAUUAGUUAUGAAAUCUCUUAUACCAAUUAUUAUGAGUGGUAUCCUAGCCGUAUACGGUCUGGUUGUAUCAGUUCUUAUUGCCGGUAGUCUCAGUCCGAGCGAACCAUACUCGCUCUUCGCUGGUUGUACACACCUUGCGGCUGGAUUAGCAUGUGGUGGUUCAGGUUUGGCCGCUGGUUUGGCGAUUGGAAAGGCUGGUGAUGCCUUCGUUAGAGCAUAUGUCUAUCAAAGCAGAGUAUUCGUUGGAAUGCUUCUCACCUUGAUUUUUGCAGAAGUAUUGGGAUUAUAUGGAUUGAUUGUAGCCCUGAUAUUGAACACGAGGAUAAGUGGGGAUGAAUGUAGUGCAUAAUGAUACGAUACAUAAUACGUUUUCUUAAUAGAUGAGAUGUUUACCAAUAUUGCAAAUGUGCAAAAGAGAACGUGAGAAGCAUUAAGAGGGCGCAAUAACUAAUACACGCCAUUGUUCCGCUCACUGUGAGAAUUGCAAUAUCGUAAUAUGCGCGAAAACAGACUGUCUAUCAACUACAGUACAUCCUAUA